This is a messenger RNA of Acanthaster planci (crown-of-thorns starfish), 3030 nucleotides long. Its product is annotated as 3-ketoacyl-CoA thiolase, mitochondrial-like. Gene Ontology annotation, biological process: fatty acid beta-oxidation. Gene Ontology annotation, cellular component: mitochondrion. The record is from RefSeq and is a predicted model, not a curated record. Gene Ontology annotation, molecular function: acetyl-CoA C-acetyltransferase activity. NCBI's taxonomy places the organism in Eukaryota, Metazoa, Echinodermata, Asteroidea, Valvatida, Acanthasteridae.
AUGUGUCAGAGAUCAGUUGAAUGUCUGGAUAUUCAUAUUAGAGCUUUCUCUCAUGUCACCUUUGCUGUUUACAUAAUAAUUUUAAUUUCAGCCAAUGAAGAGGGUCGUUUUAAGGAUGAGAUGGCUCCAAUUGAGAUGAAAUCCAAGAAGGGUGUUAAGGUGAUAGAUACAGAUGAACAUCCUCGAGAAACAAGCAUGGAAGCAUUGGCCAAGCUUCCUCCUGUUUUCCAGAAGGAUGGUCUUGUCAGUGCUGGGAAUGCCUCGGGAAUUUGUGAUGGAGCCGGUGCAGUAAUUCUGGCAAGUGAAGAGGCUGUCACUAAACACAACCUGACACCUCUAGCAAGGUUGGUCAGUUACCAUGUUUCAGGUUGUGAUCCAACCAUCAUGGGUAUUGGUCCUGUACCAGCAGUCAGACGAGCUCUGGAGAAAGCAGGCCUUCAACUAGCAGACAUGGACCUCUGUGAGGUGAAUGAAGCAUUUGCUGCACAGGUCCUGUCUGUACAAAGAGAAUUGGGACUUGACAUGGAGAAAACCAAUACCAAUGGGGGCGCUGUUGCUUUGGGACACCCUGUUGGGGCAUCAGGAAGUCGCAUCACGGCACAUCUUACCCAUGAAUUAAGGCGUACAGGUGGCAAGUAUGCAGUCGGAUCAGCAUGUAUCGGAGGUGGUCAGGGCAUUGCUGUCAUUCUAGAAAACACUAAAUAAUAACAAAAUCCUAAGCCCACCACCACAGACUGAGACAUUGCUAAACAUACAGAUGUCUGUGCUUCGCCGACUGGACUUGAAUGUAGCGAUGAAAGUGUAAUUUGAUCUGGUAACAUCACAUCCACACUAAGGGCCACACUGACAAUGAGUGCCCGAAUGUAGGAAGCACUGAGUGAAAAUUGUCGUUGACCAAAUUAAAUUGUGAACCCAAAUUCCCUUGAGAACCAGUCACAGGCUGUAAACGUCACUGGAUAUUUUGAUGGAUAACCUGUUUCUACGUACUGGGGAUUUACUUCGGUUGCAGGUUUGCUCUGACAUACCUCUGACGUCAAUAGUUGUUUGCUUAAAUAAAGACAAAUAGUAUCUUCCAUAAUUUUUAAACAUGAACACUGCUUGAUGGGUUAGGGUUAUGACACACUCCCAUUUAUUACUUUCAUCAAGGAAUUCACCUGUUAGUAAAAUUAGGCCACCUUUAGGAUGUCACAGGUUGUUGAGUGUUUGCCACGUACAGCUUGGUGUUGCACAGUUAUUCCAAGGACCCCUUGCCAGCCUCCCCCUAACCCACAUGUUGAACCUUUACAGUUAAAAAAAUAGUAUGAAACAAUUUUCUUCCUACUUUUUCACUGGCGUGGUUGCCUCUCCCACUCAUUUGAAAUAGUCUAGCAACACUCAUUCCCAUAACUCCUAGUUAUGAGUUUUAAAUCACAUCCUGGAAAAGUUGACCAUUGGCAUUUUGAACAAUGUGUGUACAUUCAAAUCUGUCAAUUAAGGUUUCAGGUGCUGCAUCGAUGAGUAAUUGGGGGAGAUCUGUCUCUUAGUGAUGCCAGUUUUAUUGCCUAAAAUGCAAUCUUUGGAGAAUUCGUUUUGAAGUUUCUACAUCGAUUUCAUUCAAAUAACUGAAACAGGUUUGCGAAUGUUUAGUUCAACAUGUGAAUACAUUUAGCUAAAUUCUGUCUGAACUCAAAUUUUGACCCGUCAUGUACUUCCUGGCAUUUUUUAUCUCAAAGCAAAUUUGAUUUAAUUCAACAAUAAUGUUAAUUGUAGAGGGAGAACCGACUUAUUCCAUUGAUGGAUUGAAUUGCUACACGUACAGUGUAGUUGUAUAGUUUGUAUUUCAUUGAAGGAAUGGACGUCAAAUAUUGUUUUCAGGAAAGUUGCAUGAAUCGAGUAUACUUCAAAAUAAAAACGGUUCGUCAGUUCACACAUUCCAUGUUGGUUAAAAUUCAGUAACAACUUUCAGUACGUGCCUAUUCAUCACGUUUGGAGAAUUUAAGAGCUGCAACGUUUGAAAUAAAAUGGUGAAUUAAAAUUAUUUCUGUUUUUUUAUUUCUUGACAGAAAUUUGAUUUGGAAAAGACUUUAGUGUUGCUCUUUAUAGGGUGUUUUGCACACUACCAUGAAGCACAUUUGACAGACUAGUGUUCCAUUUCUUAGGUCAUCUUUGGUCCAGGUUCGAUUCCCCGCCAGGUCCAUAUUUGGAUUGGGUUUACAGUCCCUACUUGACUCAAUUAUUAUUCAUUCACAAGUUAAAGCUGCGUUGCGUAUUCCAUGCAUCUCACUUUCACGGACACAAUAUCGAACCAUUAUCAUAACACCUGUACGUUGCGUUCGGCCGUCAAAAUCGCUCCCGGACGGAUACGCAACGCUUGGCGCAAGUGUGAUGACGCGCAUAUGGAGACGCCUCUAGACAGUGAAAAAUAUUCACGUGUAAUAUUCAGGGAAACUUUUCGUGAAUGUGAAUGUUUAUAGAUGUGUGAAGCAUCUUUUGAGCAAUGGAGCAUUUAAUUUUAAUUGAGAAGCUCGGGAGCUUGCAAUCUGAGAAGGAGAGCACAUUGGUCGCUGUAAGUCAUUUAAUUGAUUACUAUGAAUCCUAGCCAAGGAAAACUGCCAAUAGGGGUCAGUAAUUGUAUGUGACAUUAAUUUUGGAGUCGGGCAAUAGUUGACCUUGUUGAGAUUGGCCUGGGUGCUUAUUUUUUUGUGAAUGGAUGAUGAGUUGGCCUGAGGCCAGAAUUUAUCUUGAGAAAGACCCGAUGCCAUGGUGUUUUCUUUUGCUAAAAGGAUAAAUAAAGUAUUUUUUAAAGAAAGCCUGAAUUUGUUUCUAAAGACAACAGAGGCUUAAAGGAUGCUCAGCCUUUUAUUAGUUGAUUGUACAAGUUUAUAACGAUACUUGUUUCCAUCAGUGGCCUGUUUGUAACUUCAUCUUCUCUCCCUUUUCUGCCUUGGCGUACUGAAGAGUUGCAGAGCUUCUUUUAACUUUUGUCACACUGGUCUGAACAAAAGGGUCUUCAAAAUAAAGAAUAAAAAUAGGAGUGCUGACUUGAUGGGA